AUGAGGUUUGCGCUGUGGGCGCUGGUCUGCACUCCCAUCAUCGACGCUUGGCUCACCCAACUCGAUCGAGUGUUUGGUGGAGGAUCCAAUAUGCUCGUGGUUGCGCAGAAACUCCUAGUCGAUCAGGUUUUCUUUGGCCCCUGCUUCCUGACUCUGUUCUUCACCUUCGUCGGGUUCUACGACUUUGUGACGCAAGGGAAGGACCUCAAGUUUCUCAACUUCAAGAAGUUGUUCAUGGAGCAAGUCCUCCCCACCCAUCGCAACGGAAUGAUGUUCUGGUUACCUAUUCACUUAGCAAACUUCACCAUCGUGCCUCUCGGGCUGCGAGUGGUCGUCAUCAACCUUGCUGGUUUGAUUUUCAACGUGAUGCUUGCCCUCCGUCUGUCCGUAGACCAUCCGUCUCCUCCUCACCGACCCGCCGACGACUUGCAUGCCCAGCUGGACUCGAGCCACGAGGCAAGGAAGGAGCUGAAGGAAAGCAUCGAGCAGGAGGUCAGCAAGGGACGUCUCGUUCCCUCCUUCAGCGGGGAGCGUCUACUGCGAUCCAUCCGUAGCAUUGAGAGUCUGCCUGUCCCCCCUUACGGCGGGAGGCUGAGGAGGAAGCAGACGUUUAUGUCAUCGGAUAUGGCGGCGAAACUCCCCUCAACCUUCAGCUCGCCGAUCGGGCUGAGGACAGGGUUCCGAUGCUUGUGA
Guillardia theta CCMP2712 is the source of this 693-nucleotide messenger RNA. RefSeq lists its product as hypothetical. Bases 1 to 693 code for a protein of 230 amino acids. Lineage: Eukaryota; Cryptophyceae; Pyrenomonadales; Geminigeraceae. The record is from RefSeq and is a predicted model, not a curated record. The transcript has 5 exons. Gene Ontology annotation, cellular component: cytoplasm; membrane.